This is a messenger RNA of Oryzias melastigma (Indian medaka), 2067 nucleotides long. It is a transcript of the gene ficd, whose product is annotated as FIC domain protein adenylyltransferase. Gene Ontology annotation, molecular function: protein binding. The record is from RefSeq and is a predicted model, not a curated record. Lineage: Eukaryota; Metazoa; Chordata; Actinopteri; Beloniformes; Adrianichthyidae. The transcript has 2 exons. The coding region runs from base 318 to 1682 and encodes 454 amino acids.
CCAAUAGCGUUCAAGAAUAUUCAGCGGGUGUUCAGGAGGAAGUGGCUGAUGUGUAUAGUUUGUACACAGCUGUGCCGGAGACUUGCUUUGUUUUGUUGGUUCGUUGAGAGUUUUAGCUUACAGUGACCGGACUGUUUACGAAAAACAUCUUUAGAAGAUAAAAGCUAGCGGUAGCAGGGCUAAAAGUAAUUCCUCGACGGGGUUUUAGACGCAAAGUUGUCAUGCGGACCAUCGGCUAGCUUUCCUUCUCUAAGCGGGGGGCGAUAAUAGAUGGGGGUCGUAUCGUCAAACAAUGGAGCAUACUAAGUGUGAUCCUCAUGGCUGCGAUGGCGAUGUGGCGUUUCACCUGCAGCCGGCGUGUCCUCGGAGGAUGGGGCCCGCUGCUGUGUGUGGCUGUGAGCUCCCUGGUGGCCCUCCUGGUGCCCCUGAUCGGGGUGGAGAACCAGUGCUGCUCCAGCCUGAAUGGCAUCUCCCGUAUCCGCUGCCAGCUGUGGGGGGGCUCACAGCCGGCUCCAGCUGUGCACUCCACCAGCCUCACGGUCCCCUUCACCGACCUGGAUGUGCUGCCUCAAAAAUUCAAACCGAGCAAAGAGAUGGAGCUGGAGGCCAAAGCUGCUCUCCAACAGGCUCUGGAAAUGAAGAAACUUGGCAAGAGGGAGAAGGCGCACAAGCUGUUGGUCCACGCACUCAGUAUGAACCCAGACUUUGUGGACGCCCUGACAGAGUUGGGGACCAUUCUGGAGGAGGAGAAGGACGUUGUCCAGGCGGAUCACCUCUACACAAAGGCCUUGGCCAUCUCGCCCUGUAACGAGAGGGCUCUGGUCAGCAGAGACCGAACCCUUCCGCUGGUGGAGGAGAUCGACCAGCGCUACUUCAGCAUCAUUGACAGUAAAGUGCGCAGGCUUAUGUCCAUCCCUAAAGGUAACUCUGCUCUCCGGAGAGUGAUGGAGGAAACCUACUACCAUCAUAUUUACCACACGGUGGCGAUUGAGGGCAGUACGCUCACCCUGUCCGAGAUCCGCCACAUCAUAGAGACGCGCUAUGCGGUCUCUGGAAAGAGCCUUCAGGAGCAGAACGAAGCCAUCGGUGUGGACGCAGCCAUGAAGUACAUAAACACCACCCUGCUGUCCAGGUCGGAGGCCAUCACCGUCGGUCACAUCCUGGAGAUUCACAGGCGAGUGCUCGGCUACGUUGACCCCGUGGAAGGUGGGAGGCUGCGAACCAAUCAAGUGUUUGUGGGUCACCACAUCCCACCCCGCCCUCGAGACCUGCAGAAGCACAUGGAGGAGCUGGUGCAGUGGCUCAACUCUGAAGAGGCCCUGCAGCUGCACCCAGUGGAAUAUGCCGCUCUUGCCCACUACAAGCUGGUAUACAUACACCCGUUUGUCGACGGCAACGGGCGCACGUCGAGGCUGCUCAUGAACCUGGUGCUCAUGCAGGCCAGCUACCCGCCCAUCACCAUCCGCAAGGAGCAGCGGUCGGAGUAUUACGCGGCCUUGGACACGGCUAACGAGGGGGAUGUCCGGCCCUUCAUCCGCUUCAUCGCCAAAUGUACAGAAAUAACUUUGGACACCUUGUUGAUUUCUACCACGGAGCACGCCGUGGGGCUGCCUGCCGCCAGUGAGGCUGCAAGCAGUCACACGGCUCCUCAGCCACAUAAGACCAUCCCAAUACAUAACUGAGCAGGACGUUUGACAGCAGAAGGUGUCUGCAUGCUGGCUAAAAAUCUGAGCUCUGAAAAACCAAAAAUGUGUCUGCUGCUUUAUAAUUUAUGACCACAUCAAACCAUUUAUUCCAAUUUUUUUCUAACCAUUAAAUUGAUUUGGGAUCAAUUUUUUUUGCCCCAAAAUUAGGAUCCCCUGCCCUCUAAUUCCAUUUUAAAACAUAUUUCUAUCAUAACCCAGUUUUAUAUUUACUACUGCCGUCAAGAGUAAACAGUGCUUUUGUUUAGUUUUGACCCCAAACUUGUACAUUUCAGUCGACUGACUUUGAGGUCAAAAUGUCUGACACUGUAAAGCACUUUCCUUUUAAUUUAUUUAUUUCAAAAUAAAAGCAUACAAAGAGAAA